Messenger RNA from Cryptotermes secundus, 5002 nucleotides. It is a transcript of the gene cdm, whose product is annotated as importin-13. The transcript has 18 exons. NCBI's taxonomy places the organism in Eukaryota, Metazoa, Arthropoda, Insecta, Blattodea, Kalotermitidae. Bases 1021 to 4029 code for a protein of 1002 amino acids. Gene Ontology annotation, cellular component: nuclear membrane; cytoplasm. Gene Ontology annotation, biological process: protein import into nucleus. Gene Ontology annotation, molecular function: small GTPase binding. The record is from RefSeq and is a predicted model, not a curated record.
UCCGGUUUAUGACAUUUAACCGGAAAGAAAGAAUGACUAGGUUGCGAUAAGUUCCGUAAAGUGUAUGAAGAGAUCCGUUCAAAAUUGUAUAAGUGUAUCUUUUCUUUAUGAGUUCUAAUGUUUUACUUGCGGAAGACCAUAGUACUCGUAACGUAACAAGGUACUUCAUCUUCAUUCAUGAUGUGACUCUGUGAAUGAAAGUUGUGUACCAGUUGGAGACGAUAUUUGAGUAUGUGUCGUUCUUAAAGAAUGCUUUAUGUUUGUUACGAAUAUGUAGCAUGUUUGACUUUUAAUUAAUGUUUUUAGGAGUGUUUCGUGCAGAUUUCCUGUGAGUGUGGUGAAUGUGGGAUUUCAUUAUUCAUUAAUCUUCAUACAGUUCAACAUUUACAAUAUUACUGUAUCGCAGUGGUUACUCUGCAGCCCGCUUUAACAUGCAGAAACUAUGCAUUCUACCCGCUGAGUAUAUAUCUGUGGUUCCCAGCAAGAAACAACGAUUAUUUCCCUAUUACAUUGGUCUUUACCAUGGAGCUAUAAUUUGUUCUUGUGAUAUACAAACUGAAUUUUUGUAUAUAAUCCUGAUGAAUUGCAGUCUUUAAAGGGCAUUAGGAGUUCCUGGCCAAAAUAAUUGUAACGAUCAUUGUGUUUUGUGAUAUGUUACGGUGCAGUAGAAGUGGCAUUCACUUUCAGUGACAGGCCCCUCUUCUUGUCAAAGGAGAGAUUCCAUUUCCCAAACUGUAAAUAUUGGUAACAUAGAAUCACAAUUUGGCCUUGAAUCUUACUGGGGUUUGAAGCCAAGCACUACUGUGCCAACUGGAAGGCCAGCAGAAAACCUACUGCUUUGCCAUCUUUGCUCAGUCGUGGAAGGUUUAAGCAGACGAAAUGUGUGAAUAAAACUUAAGAGUUAUCUCUGUGUGUAAUUAAUUAAGCACCACACCAUGAAGACAUGUGGGAGUGGAGGUAUAGCUCCGCCACUCUUGACUUUGGAAUUAGACGAAGAUCUGACUUGUGGCGAAGUUUAAAAUGGAGUUCACAGCAGAAAAUCUUGAGCAUGCAGUGUUACAGUUUUACCACUCAGAUUCUGCAGUACGAGGUCAUGCUCAUCAGUGGCUUACAGCUGCUCAGGCAUCCCCAGAGGCAUGGUGUUUUGUCUGGGAGUUGCUGCACCCAAGCAAGUCAGCAGAAGUUCAGUUCUUUGCAGCGACGACUCUUCACACAAAGUUAGUUAAGUCAUGGCAUCAGGUCCCCCCUGAACAGUAUGCAUCUCUGAAGAAACAGCUGUUAGAAGCUAUUGCAAGCUAUUCAAUUGGUCCCAAGAUUGUUCUUAACCGCCUCUGUAUUGCUUUGUCUGCCUAUGUUCUCCAUACACUUCCUGUUCAUUGGCCAAAUGCUGUACUUGAAUUAUUGGCAACUUUGCAGCCGUCCAACUUACCCAACAUCCCUCCUGAAAGAACUGCAUGGAUUCUUCUUGAAAUACUAACAGUUCUUCCUGAAGAGUUCCAGAGUUCACAUCUUGCUCAUGCCCAGAAAGGUCUUGUAAGAAACGAACUUCAGAAAAACGUUCCUCAGGUCAUAUCUGUAUUGCAAAACAUCCUUGCAACUGAUACUUCAGCACCUAAUAAUGAAACAGCAGUUGAAGUAAUGUGCCAGGCAUCGUGUUGUGCUGCUUCAUGGCUGCAACUGGGUGUGCCACUUCCAGAAUGUGAAAAACUGGCAGACCAUCUUGUAGCAUCUGUGUUUGCGAGCACAUCUUCUCCACAGUUCCACCAAACAGGGUUGGCUGAGUCAUCACUGGAUGCCCUUACCAAUAUGGCAACACAUCCUGAAACACACAGAUAUCCUUCUACUUGUCUGCGAUUGCUGGGGAAGCUGCUGCCGCUGCAACAGAUCAUACAAGCGCAACAGCAGCGAGAUUGUACUGAGGGAGGGAAUGAAGAAUUGGUCUCCAGCAUCUAUAGCCUAUUUAUUUCAUUUGCGGAAACUCAUUCUAGACUCUUGCUGGAUUCACUGUUGAGCGAUGACGAGAAGACUAAUGUCAUGCAGUUGAUACAGCUAAUACUGCAGUGCAGCAACAGUCCUGGAGAAUAUGCCCUCGAGGAGAACACAAGUCAGUUGGCACUAGGCUUCUGGUACAUUCUGCAGGAUGACAUCAUUGCUUCGGAACCAGAGCAGUUCCACCUGUGUGUGGCCCUGCUGUCUCCAGUGUACAGGAGUCUGGCCGAGGUGAUGCUGCGUAAGUCCAUGCUUCCUUUUGUAGAGAGUGCCUGGACUUCUGAGGAGAAGGAGCUGCUGCGAUGUUACCGGCAAGACAUAGCAGACACCAUGAUGUAUUGCUAUAGUAUUUUACGAGAUAACUUAUUGGAAUUACUACAUGGUAAAUUAGAAGAGGCCCUGGAAAACUGCAGCAGUGACCCAAGAAUGUGGUGGAGAUCAUUGGAGUCAUGUUUGCAUGCGUUCCAAGCAGUCGCUGAAUGUGUUGAUAUUGAUGAGUCGAGACAUCUGCCCAGAUUUCUAGAAGCUCUACAUCGUUUGCCAUAUCACCAGCUUGACACUCGAGUUGUUAUCACAGCUUUGGAAGCUGUUGGGGCUUAUGCUGAGUGGAUCAAUGCACAUCCAUUUGUGUUGAGCCACAUUAUACCUCUGCUGGUAACUGGGCUUGGUAGUGGUGACCUUGCUCCAUCAGCCACCAUGGCCCUGAAGGACCUCACUCGGGACUGUCAGACCAGCAUGGCUCCAUUUGCACAUCACAUUCUACAGGCUAGCCAGGCAGCACUUCGUGGAGGGAAAUUGAAGUUAGGUGAAUGUGUGAGACUGAUGUACACAGUUGGUCGAGUCCUUGCUGUGCUUCCUGUGGACAGCAUUAUGCAUUAUUUGAACCAGCUGCUCAUGCCAUAUGUGGAGGAGUUGCAGUAUCUAGUCACACUUGAGCCCAGUGCAGCAGCAAAGGCUGGCAUCCUUUUAAGGAUGAAGAUGCUGAGUAUGUUAUUUGCAACACUAGACAUCAAACCACGGACUGAGAAUGAGACAGAACCUGAUGUGUCAGAGGGCUCCGACGUGGGAACUUGUACCACAGUACAGCAAAAGACUCCACAGCAGUCAGCUGCUCCUGGAAAUAAUGAACAGGUUCAGCCUGUGUUUUUUGUCCUGCAAAGAAUCUUGCCUGUCAUGCAUGCUGCUCUUGAUAAGUGGUAUGCUGACACGCACGUUGUGCAGGCAUUGUGCUCAGCUCUGAAGCAUGCACUGGCAACAUUGCUAGAUGACUGCAAACCUCUUGUGCCAGAAAUAUUGAUGCUGAUACUGAAGAGUUUCCAGCUGCAGCCGCAUCCUGCUGCUUUGGAUCUAGCCAGACAGUUUCUUGUGAUGUACAGCAGGGAUAAGUCCCAGUUGCCUCUGAUGGAAUCUCUGCUCAGGGAGCUGUGUUCAGUCACCCUAAUGGCCUGUAUUGGCAGCUCUGACAUCCCAGGUGGUGGUGUGUCUGAUCAUGCUGACCUUUUAGAAGCGUUUUUUAAUCUUCUUGCACAGAUCCUUAAGAAGAACCCACAGCUGUUUGUUAGUGGUGAAGGAGUCGACCUAGCUGCUCUCUUUCAGUGUGGAACCAUGACACUUUCUUUGCCAGAGGUACCUGCAGUGAAAGCUGCCACGUCCUUUCUGGUAAAUUUUGUAUCACAGAGUAGAGAAUUACCUCAACUCUUAACAGUGGUACAGGCCUAUGGAGAAGAAUUAGUGCAGAGGCUUCUUCAGUGUAUCGGUGGGGAAUCCCCGAGAUCUGUCUUGGAACAUCUCUCAGACAUUUUACUGGCUAUGAACAAGAAACACUGUGACAACCUCUCUCGCUGGCUACAUCAAGCCAUCCAUCAAGAUGGCUUCCCUUCUCCCAGGGCUUCCCAAGAGCAAAAGGAGCAAUUUGUUAAAAUGGUGCUGAAAGAACGUGCCAACAAGCGCAAGUUGCAAGAGACUGUGAGAGAGUUCUCUUUAAUUUGUCGUGGUCUGGUUGGAACCGACUACGCUGCCCAGUCCUCGCCGUUCUUUUAAUUGCAGGAUUGUAAUUGUGUAAUGUUAUUCUAUGUAGGUGACUGGUAAGUGGUAACUAUCUGUGAUAUGGUUGAUUCUAGUUUUAUAGACUCUCACUCCAUUCUUAAAAUUUGCAUUAAGCUGUACAGAAAUGUUCUUUCAAUUAGAGAGCAGAGCUUUGACAGUCUUAUAAGUAUGAAGGCUUGCUCUGUCAUUAUAUUACAGAUUUAUAUUGAUAAAUUGACUAAUACUGCAAAUUUGAUUGUUAUUCAUAGAACACAUCAGAAAUAUGUUUAGAUAUCUCUUUAGAUUGUAACUAUACUUCUUUAACCCCCACCUGCUGCAUUUACAGCUCAGAUGACCAUCAUGAGAACUUUGGAUCAAACAUCAAAGUGUGACAGUUGUAAAAUACAAAGUUUUCAUAGUGGUGAAGUUUAACAUUGUGGUAUUCUGUCUUAUGGCACCAUGUUAUAGUCUGGUCAGUAGUACAUUCGUCCAGAAUGCCAGUACUCAUCCUUGACUACAAUAUAGGAUCAUAACCUAAAGAACCAAAAGAUGAAUAUUUUUAGUUAUGCUUUUAUGCUUAGUUUUGAAAAUGGUCUUAACAUUGAAAUGGUUCCAAAUGCAUCUGUUUUUUUGGAAAUACCCCAGACAUAUGGUGUAAUCUAUCAUGUUAUCAUAGGGACAGAAAGUAGUGCCUAUCCUGUCAUAAGGCUCUUCUGUCAAUAUAAUUUUAGGUUUUGGGGUUUCUGAUCUAAAAUUUCAGAAUAUAUAAUUACAAUAAAAGCAACUUUUGAAAAACAAAUGGUACAGUAACUGACUAUUCAUGGUAAUGCAGAAGUGGCAUGGGUAAUUAAAAACAACAGAUAAUCCAAAGGUCUAUCCAUGCUACAGUCAGUCCUGAAAAUCACUUAUUAUAGUCAACUCUCGAUUAUCCGGGAUAAUGGUGGGGAUGGAAAUCACGAUUAAUCGAAAACCCAGUUAAGACAAAUUU